AUGUUUGCACAGUUUUCGUCAAUUGACCAGAAGAUGGCCGAACCCCUUAAUGAGAUACUGGAAUGCUGGCGUUUCUGGACGAGAGAUUAUUGGUCGCUCUUCACAGAUGACGCCCGCUCAACAAGCUCCUGGCGUGAGCAAAAUCACAUUCUCAUUCGGCACCUUUACGCACACUAUGAUCGCCUCAGUUUAUAUAGCUGGGGCCCUUCUCAGGCCUGGCUUGUCGCUUGGGCUAUCAGCCAUGCGGACACACCCCUUCAGGAAUUCUUGAGCUGGUCCCUCCAUUCACUCGUACCUAAUGAGGUCGACGUGACCAUCCAAACAUUUGCAGAACACCUCGAGCUUUGGGCCGAUCUGUUCGAGAGCCGCAAAAUUCAUCUCUUCAGAGUCGCUGUUGCCGACGAUGAUUCAAGUUUCCUAUACAACCAACACGCCGUGGGCUCUCCCUGGAUAGCCCACUUCCUAAUUUCCAAGCCUGAGUACUGGCAGUACACUUGCCAGAUGUGGGAAAAGCUCUGUAGACAACGCCUGGAAAGCCUGAACGCGGCAUGUACCCCAUGCUUACGCCAACCUCUCUGUACCUGCGCCCAUCCAGCAGCGAAUUACCAGGUCACGGGGCCUGAAAUCCUCAGAGACCAUCUGGACAGCCGUGAGAAAGCAACCACUGCAUCAGAGGCUUUGGACUAUAUACUCAGUUGCUAUGAGAAGCAGAGGAACAACAACAAGACGAAUGACAAUAAUGAUUUUCCAAACUUGAAAACUCGGGAACAUAAGAAAAAGAAGUCCAAGAAUGGCAAGGUAUCGCCAGCCGUUGUGGAGCCAGGGCGUUUUCGUAGUCAUAUGGCGAAGUUCCAAACUGGCAAGAUCUCGCCAGUCGUUGUGAAGCCGGGCCGGUUUCUUAACCAUAUGGCGAAGUUCCAAACUGGCAAGAAAAUCCCAUUCUCGAAGAAGAAGAGAUCGCGGUGA
This is a messenger RNA of Exophiala spinifera, 966 nucleotides long. RefSeq lists its product as uncharacterized. The transcript has a single exon. The record is from RefSeq and is a predicted model, not a curated record. Bases 1 to 966 code for a protein of 321 amino acids. NCBI's taxonomy places the organism in Eukaryota, Fungi, Ascomycota, Eurotiomycetes, Chaetothyriales, Herpotrichiellaceae.